Molecule: messenger RNA, 2468 nt
Organism: Chelmon rostratus (copperband butterflyfish)
Lineage: Eukaryota; Metazoa; Chordata; Actinopteri; Chaetodontiformes; Chaetodontidae
Gene: ccdc15
Product: coiled-coil domain containing 15
Exons: 10
Coding region: 197-1489 (430 amino acids)
Cellular component (GO): centrosome
Source: RefSeq, a predicted model, not a curated record
CUCAAACAAACCUGUAGCUGUUUAUUGUUGACUAUGGUUACAGGGAUUUCUCUGUUUUCUUCGCGUUAAAACACGGAUAUCCGUGAAUGAGACCGUCAACCAAAACGGUUCAACGUUACAUCAAAGUACAACCACGCCAACUGGAUACCGAGAAGAUACUUUAAAGCAGCGAGUUAGCGUCACCUUAAGUUAGCCGAUGCUAACGUUACCAAUGAGCACUAGCCGACUGAUAAGUUCUACAAAGAGCAGAGGCGAAGCUUCAAGGAGCAUGGACCACCCGGCCUUCAGAGCCAGCAAGGUCCUGGCCGAGAGGAACCAUGCGGUGGUGGCGGUGGGAGCCUGGGUGGAGGGCGGACAAGACUUCCUGGAGCACCCCUCCGCUCUUGCUUUGCUAACUGAGGAGAUCCAGGCAGAGCGGAGGAGGGAGAAUGAAGAAAGCCUGCGACGAUUUCAAGAUGAAGUCUGCCAUCGUGUGGCGCGGCAAGCUCAAGUCAGCAAGAAGAGACAGCAGCCAAUGGUGAAGCCUGACAGGAGACUCCCAGGACAGCAGCAUCGGGUCUGGUCCCACCACGUGUCUGCUGGUGAGAAGCCGAUGUCUGCGGGACAACAGAGAGUGAUGGAGAGGGGCUUUCAGGAGUCGAGUGAAGACACGAGGCGGGUCCGACUCAGACUGGCUGCCUGUCGGAUGAUCCCUGAUGAGGAAGCGGCGUCAGAGCUUCCUGGAGGCCGAUGGAACGUCUCUCCAAGCAGACGUCAGACAGUUGAAUCUCACGUGUUGAGGGCAGAGCAAGAGGAGGAAGAAGAAGAAGAAGAAGAGGAAGAGGAUCAUCUCCCCCGCAGUCAACAUGAAUGUCCCCUCGUCCAGCAGAAGGUGAGUGGACCUGUGUCGUGGGAUUCUGACCAAUCGCAGCCUGAUCCUGGUUUCCAGUCCAGCGGCAGAGUCCCGCGAGUCCUGUGGCCUCUGACUGGCCCAGAAGAGCUGAAACGACAGCGUCAGUCUCAGUUCCUGAAGCACCGCCGCCUGUACAUGAACAUCGAGAGGGAGCGAGUGAAGGAGAACAAGCAGCACAGGAAACACCUGAAGAGGACGGCCAGCAUCAAAGCAGAGAAAGAGCAGAUCCGUCUGGAGGAGGAGAGGAAGUUGGAGAAGGUUCGGCUGCUCGCGGAGGCCCGACAGAAGCUGGAGGAGAGAGAGCUGCUGAUCCUGGAGCGACUGAAACUUGACGAGGAGGAGAGAGCUGCGGAGCUGCAGAGGAGGAAGAAGGAGGAGAAAGGAAAAGUAGCUGCGAGGUUCAUCGAGGCUCUGAGGGCCCAGAUGAAGGAGCGACUGUCUCAGGAGAAGCUGGAGCCCCCCCCUCUCUGCUGCUGCGCCUCCUCUUUCUGGGACUCCCACCCCGACACCUGCGCUAACAACUGCGUCUUCCACAACAAUCCCAAAGCGUACGCCAGGGCGCUGCACGCAACGCUGCUGAGUCUGGAGUCGCAGUGAAGGAAGCUGAAGAGCUGCGCAGGGCUUGGUCCGGUAGAAACAGGCUCCUCGCUGCCCGAUUAAAGGAACAGUCCAACAUUUUGGGAAACAGUGUAAGUCAGACCAGAAGCAGAAAUAUCUCCUCAAACAUCAGAUGGAUCACUGUGACUCUGUUCAGGCGGAUCUGAAGUGAUCCUUUAAACUGUGAAGCAUUUCUACAUGUGACCACAGGAAUAAUGAGAAAUAUCUCGUUAAUAUGAUUGCAUCAACUGAUGAUAUCUACAGUUAUAAUUCUGCUGUUUCACGUCGUCACACGUGACGUCGUUUCGUGCGGCAGCGUCUGCUUUGUGUUGCAGUUAAAGGAUAAAACACGAGCCGAUGAUAGAUUUACUUUCGUUGUACGGGAGGCUGUGAUGCCGUGUGAUCUCCGGCAUGAACGGCAGAGCACAGCUGAUGUGUGUCGAGGUGUGUGUGGUGGUUUUGUGAUUUAAUGAAGGACGGCUGGUGCCUUCUGAUUCAUCAACACGUCUGUCUGCUGCCUUCAGCUGCAGGGAUCUGAUGAUCUGAAGGAGAAGCUUUUCAAACAGUGUGAAUCUGUCUGAGUCACUCAUACAUCUGCUUCAUCCACAUUAAAUAUUAGCUUGUGAUGCUUCUACUGGCUGGUGAGGGUUUAAUUCAGGUUGUUUCUGUGUUUAUUGCGUUGUUGCUUUGAGUAUUUUGUCUGCUGCUGUUGAUCAAACCAUCAGAUUAGCAGCAGUUUGCACCAGAAAGUCUGAGUCUGAGCUCAGAACAAAGUCUGCGUUUAGUUUAUUAAAUAUAUUUAAGACUUUAUUUAUUGAUGAUUAAGACAUUUGCAUCCUCUACGUGCAAUCAGUGAAGUCAUUUUGCAUUGUUAGUAAAGCAUCAGGGACGUCAGUGUGUGAGUCUGAAUGUGCUUUUGAGGAUUUGCUGUUUGUUGUGUUGGAUUUUAAAAAACUUCAGGUCUGUUUAAAAAAAAUAA